UACGGAGUUAUCUUAUUCGUAAAUAAAAAAGGAGGGGAGAAAGAUUGCUACGUGAUUCGUAAGAACAAGCACAAUUGCGCGAUGCCAUUGCGCUUCUUUCGUAUAUUCUUACGCUCUUACAAACAGUGGCGGGAGCUAUGAGUACAACCAAGUAGUGCGUGACAUUUAACGAUGCUCGCUGACGCUGCUUUUUAAGAAGUAAGAGAGAAAGAGAGAUUUGUAAGUUUUAACUGUAACGAAGCGCAAUCGCGAGAGAUCGAAAUCCGUCGCACCGUAACACGUGCGCAUGGAAAUACUACAUCUGAAACAACAGACACAUUCAGUGACAUCGCAUCUAUCGCGACUGAUCGCGACGUUGUCUAAUCCCUGCGUCAUCGUAUACGACCAUCGAUACAAUCAGUCGUUGCUGACCGAUCGAAAUAUGUUUGAUGUCUAACGCCUUUCUGUAUGUCUAUGAUAGCUUAUUUCGAUCUUUUCAACGAAUACUAUCGUGAUUCUCAAAGAUUAUUCUGAGACAUAAGACUUCCUGAUUAUAAUUUUAAUGGAUGGAGAGGAAAAUUAUCAGCAGAAAAAAGAAACUUGUGAAAAACAUGGAUUAGGAUCAACGAUGCAAACUGAAAAAGAAAGUGUCUGUGACAAUUCUAACAAUUCAUCUACACAUGCAGAUCUUGGAGACAUGACAUUUUACAUGACCAAUUACCUUAAAGAUGCUAUGAAAAUGAUGUUUAUGAUGAGAAGUCAUCAUAUGCUUACUGAUGUCAUACUUGAAGUAGGAACAGAAUUAUUUCAUGCUCAUAAGGUUAUUUUAGCUGCUGCCAGUCCAUAUUUUAAGGCAAUGUUUACUGGUGGAUUAAAAGAAAGUGAAAUGACAAGGGUAAAGCUUCAAGGAGUUUGUCCAACCGCCAUGGCUCGCUUAAUGUGUUUUAUGUAUACUGGUCAAAUAAGUGUAACAGAAAUAACUGUGUGUUCUUUAUUAUCUGCUGCUACAAUGUUUCAAGUUAGUAAUGUAAUAGAUGCAUGUUCUGUAUUUUUGGAAAGACAGUUGGAUCCUACAAAUGCAAUUGGAAUUGCAAAUUUUGCAGAACAGCAUGGUUGUCAAAACUUAUAUCACAAAGCAAACCAAUUUAUCGUACAACAUUUUAACCAGAUAUGUCAAGAAGAAGAAUUCUUACAACUUUCUGCCAUGCAAUUAGUAUCGUUGGUACGAAAAGAUGAACUCAAUGUCCAAGAAGAAAGAGAAGUUUAUAACGCAGUUUUAAAAUGGGUGAAAUAUAAUGAAGAAGCAAGAGGUCCUAAAAUGGAGCAUAUAUUACAAGCCGUACGUUGUCAAUAUCUUACACCAAAUUUUUUACGUGAUCAAAUGAAAAAUUGUGAUGUUCUGAAGAAAGUGCCUGCAUGUCGUGAAUAUCUUGCUCAAAUAUUUAAAGACUUGACACUUCAUAAGAAACCAGUAGUGAAAGAAAGAACACCCAAUACACCAAGGGUAAUUUAUAUAGCAGGUGGAUUUUUACAACAUUCUUUAGAUGUUUUAGAAGGAUAUAAUGCAGAUGAUAAGACAUGGACCACACAUGCAAAACUCAUAUUUCCACGUUCUGGUUUAGGAGGAGCAUUUUUAAAAGGCAUGUUUUAUGCUGUUGGUGGUAGGAAUAAUACGCCUGAAACCAGAUAUGACUGUGACUGGGUAGAUCGAUACAACCCAUUGACAGAUCAAUGGAGAACUUGUAGUCCAAUGUCAGUUCCAAGAAAUCGGCUUGGAGUUGCUGUUAUGGAUGGAUUAUUAUAUGCGGUAGGUGGCAGUGCUGGUGCAGAAUAUCAUAAUAGUGUAGAGUGUUAUGAUCCUGAUCAAGAUAUUUGGAGUAAUGUAAAGCCUAUGCAUGUCAAAAGAUUAGGUGUUGGUGUAGCAGUUGUUAAUAGAUUACUUUAUGCGAUUGGUGGCUUUGAUGGAAAGAAUAGACUUAAUUCUGUAGAAUGCUAUCAUCCUGAAAAUGAUGAAUGGACAAUGGUUUCACCUAUGAAAUGUAGUCGUUCAGGAGCAGGAGUUGCUAGUUUGGGCCAGUAUAUAUAUGUGAUAGGUGGAUAUGAUGGAUCGUGUCAAUUAAAGUCAGUUGAAAGAUAUGAUACAGAACGAGAUGUAUGGGACUAUGUUAAUAAUGUUUCUAUAGCACGCAGUGCAUUAAGUGUUACAGUCCUUGAUGGAAAAUUAUAUGCAAUGGGAGGUUAUGAUGGAUCAUCAUUUUUAAAGAUUGUUGAAAUUUAUGACCCUGUUAAGGAUCAAUGGGAACAGGGAGUAGAUAUGAUAUUUGGAAGGUCUGGUCAUGCAAGUGCUGUGUCUUAUCAUUUAUGUCCGAUACAUUGUGAUUAUUUAGAUCAUAAUAUAACCUUACAUGGAGGUCCGUUAUGAUAUAAUUAUAUAAUUUUAAUACUAAUUUAUAUAUGAAUAAGCCAGCAAAAAAAAAUAAACUCAUUGAAGUGAAGAUCAUGAAAGGUCAAUGUAGAAAAUAGGAAAGGAGAAAAUAGAAAUAUAAUUGAUUAAAGGUAAUUUGAUAGAAGAAUGAAUACUUGUACACAACUAGACUGAUAUAUGUAUUUUCGGUAAUAUCAUUAAGUUGAUCUAGUUCCUAAGAUCUAUAAUCAAUAAUAAAGGCCAAGAUUUAAUCUGAAA
This is a messenger RNA of Vespa mandarinia (Asian giant hornet), 2662 nucleotides long. RefSeq names its product kelch like ECH associated protein 1 (gene Keap1). NCBI's taxonomy places the organism in Eukaryota, Metazoa, Arthropoda, Insecta, Hymenoptera, Vespidae. The record is from RefSeq and is a predicted model, not a curated record. Gene Ontology annotation, molecular function: protein binding.